Chroicocephalus ridibundus (black-headed gull) is the source of this 3255-nucleotide messenger RNA. RefSeq names its product DEP domain-containing mTOR-interacting protein-like. Gene Ontology annotation, biological process: negative regulation of TORC2 signaling; intracellular signal transduction; negative regulation of TORC1 signaling. The transcript is spliced from 9 exons. The coding region runs from base 1 to 1773 and encodes 590 amino acids. Gene Ontology annotation, molecular function: protein binding. The record is from RefSeq and is a predicted model, not a curated record. NCBI's taxonomy places the organism in Eukaryota, Metazoa, Chordata, Aves, Charadriiformes, Laridae.
AUGAAGAAGGGCUCAAGCUGCUCUGAGCCCACUUUUAGCAAGUGUUGGCCACGGCGUUGGAUGCAGCCUGCUCUGGGGAGAGGUGGAAAGCCCUUAGGGAAGAGGCUGGGAGCGAGCCACAUGGCUUGCACUGGGGAAUGGCACGUCUUGAACCCUUCACAGGAAAGUUACAGCAUAAGGACGGACUUGCUUUGUCCAUCUUACCAAACCACGCAUCCGACAGCUUGUGUAUGGCCUGACCCUGCUGGACUCAUCUACGCAGAGUGUGCGGAAAGGAUGCUGUCCCCAGCCUGCCACCUUCCCGGCUCUCAGCGGAAGCCUUGCUGGAGCCGAGCGGGUGAGAAACCAGCAGAGCCAGCAUCGGAUUGCAGCAGGCUCCUCCUCCAGAGAGGGAAGGAGAGGCGGCGAGCCGGAGCCAGCAACUCCAGGCUGCCUACCUGCACCUCGCCAGCCGGGCUGGGGACCGCGCCGGGGGCCAGCAUCUUCCCAGCCUGCAUCCCAUGGGAUGUGCGGGGCCCCCGGUGCUCCCUGCUGCCCCGGGAGCAUCUCCCCGCUGCCGCCCGCAUCCAGCCCGGCAUGGAGAGCCUGAGCAGCAGCCUGAAGAAGAAAGCCACGGAGCAGCACUACAGGGCAGAGGUGAUGAUCGCUGGAGAGCAGCUGAGGCUUCGCCUCCACGAUGGGAAGCUCAUUAAGGACAGACGCUACCACCUCCGAACAUACCCAAACUGCUUCGUGGCAAAGGAGCUCACCGACUGGCUGAUCGACCACAAAGAAGCGCCGGACCGAGAGACGGGCAUCCGCCUCAUGCAGAAGCUGAUGGACCACUACAUCAUCCAUCACGUCUGCGACGAGCACUCGGACUACAAGGACGCCAAGCUGCUGUACCGCUUCCGCAAGGACGACGGGACCUUCCCGCUCAGUAAGGACGUGAAGGUGUUCAUGAGAGGGCAGAGUCUGUAUGAGAAGCUGGUGAGCGUGGAAGAGUCUAUUCUGAAGGUGAGAGAGGAGAACUCGGUGAAAUACCAGAGGACUUUCCUGGGCUGCGAGAUGGUCGACUGGCUCAUUCAGGAGGGAGAAGCAGAGAACCGAAAGGAAGCAGUAGAGCUGGGACGGGCGCUCCUGGAACAUGGGAUCAUUCAGCAUGUCUCCAAUAGGCAUCACUUCUUUGACAGCGACAUCCUCUACCAAUUCUGGAUCAACUUUCGACGGAGGCGCCGUCUCACAGAAUUACUCAAUGAGAACUCUUCUCGCACCCUGUCCGAGAGCCCAGACAGCCCCUUCUGUCUUCGCAAGCUCAACCCGGACCCAGGAAACACCAGCUUUCUCUCCGUCCAGACCAACAAGGAGAUCAAAAUUGUCUCAGCGGUUCGAAGGAGCAGCAUCACUUCCCUCGCUGGAAACUCCAACCCCUACUUCAGCGCCACUCCUAUGCUGGUGUUCCCUCCCGUGGCCGAGUGCAACCCCAAAUCAGUGUUAAAGAGACCCGUCACCAAUGAAGAGCUCCUGUCCCCCGGGGCCCCCUACAUCAAGAAAACGCUAACCAUUGUGGGGGACGCGGUGGGCUGGGGGUUUGUGGUCAGAGGAGGAAGACCCUGCCACAUCCAGGCAGUCGACCCAGGAGGACCUGCUGCUGCUGCAGGGAUGAAGGUGUGCCAGUUUGUUUUCUCAGUGAACGGAAUGUACGUUUUGCACCUGGACUAUCAGACCAUCAGCAGCCUCAUCAUGACAGGACCACGAACUCUCGUGAUGGAAGUCAUGGAGGCCAUUGAAUGAGCGAAGGAGUCUCAUCCCACCGCUGUUUGGAAAGGCAGGACACUCCACUAAGCAAGGAUGGACUGUGGGGAGGGACCAAGCUGGACCAUUCACUGUGAAAUAUUAGCCAGGCAUUUUAAUAUAUUUUCAAAUAAAUGCACUCUAAUGGACAAGUCUCGGAUUUUGAUGUUGUUGAACAAUUUGUCUCUUGAGAAGGGUCUAAGCUCUUGCAGCUCCUUUUUAAUGGCAGUGAGGAGAGUUCAGCGCAUCCUGAAACCAAGCUUUAGAACAAGCCAUCCACCCAGGCAAGCUGCAAGGCAGGUGGUACGAGCCGGUGAGCAGCAAUAAGUUUGAUACCAAGCAAGUGAGUACGUCUGAGCUCCCUUGAGUUGUCUGUGCAGUCUACUGAGAACACAAUGUGCUUUCCAGAUGGCCUGAUAAGCCGUGCCAUCGACUCUGUCAAGAAAAUAAGGAGAUGAAUACAGUGAUAUAUGCUUCCUUGUAAAGUAGGGCUCCUGCUACUCUCUUGGCUUAGCCACGCUCAUCACCAGGACUCGUUGUUCUUCCCAGCUGAGUUUCUUGAAAAGGCAAGACUUCCAUGAUUGCACUUUUUGUGCCUCCACACCCCAAUACUGCUUAAAUUCUUUAACCAGUUUCACCUCGGCAUGGAGCCAGGCAGGGGUCCCGAUUGUCAUAGACCAACCUAGUGACGGCAGGCAGAGGUGGGAAGGAGAGACACUAAACAGUAUCUGGCCAAAAGGAAAUGUGUUGUCGCCUGAGUUUGACCCUGGGAGUGAGCAGAAAUGAGUGAAAGCCACCAAAAUCCAGCCCUCCCGGGCCCUGCUGCUCCCAGGAUGACUGCAUUGGCAGGCGAUGAAGAAUACUCAUGUGCAGACUACCCUGAAAGUGAACUAAAUAUAGAAUAACAGGUAACAACAGGAAACUGGGGAGGUUUUUUGCUUUCCAGUUCACAGAGCACCCUGCCCGUGAUCAGCCUGCAAUGCUGUGGUACAGCAGGACGACUUCCAGCGCUCCUGCUUAGGGCAGGUCCCUCGGUGAAGCUCUUUUGGCCACCAACCAAGGCUUUUUUAAGCCCAACUCCAAACCAAAAAAAAUAGUCAUUUUGAUUCGUGUUAAAGUGAAAAGGGGAGCUGACUUUCCUGGAAAAUCUGGUGUCAGCUGUGUAUUAGGUAUUGCAUUACUGCUGGCUGCCUUUUUUUUUCCCUUGAUAUAAAGGGAUAUGUGCUCCCCCAGCGCUGGUGCAGAGGCCAUAGGACUACUUGGAGCACAGCAUUCCUGGAACGUGGUCCAAGCGAGAUGUUUGCAUUGAUAACCCACUGGGGUCCUUCCAGCCCCUAAGUGAAACCAGACAAUCCUUUAAACCAUUUGUCAAUAUACUCACAGUUGUUGUUUCUAGCCAUUCAGCGCACAAGCAAAGCAGCAUCCAUCUGCCUUUUUGCUUUUUAAAUUCUGGUUUGUGUUUCUAGUCAGGGGAAUUUUGGG